Messenger RNA from Vombatus ursinus (common wombat), 945 nucleotides. Its product is annotated as vomeronasal type-1 receptor 4-like. The record is from RefSeq and is a predicted model, not a curated record. The transcript has a single exon. Gene Ontology annotation, cellular component: membrane. Gene Ontology annotation, molecular function: pheromone receptor activity. Bases 1 to 945 code for a protein of 314 amino acids. Gene Ontology annotation, biological process: G protein-coupled receptor signaling pathway. NCBI's taxonomy places the organism in Eukaryota, Metazoa, Chordata, Mammalia, Diprotodontia, Vombatidae.
AUGCAUUCUUAUGAUGAUUUCCUGUGCAUUAUCUACAUUCUUCAAAUUAUAAUUGGAGUUUUGGGGAAUAGUUUACUCCUUUACCUUUAUGGUUCUAAUUCAAUUGGUGGGCAAAGAACAAGGCCCAUUGGCCUGAUUUUCAUUAAUUUGGCCUUUUCCAACAUUUUGAUGAUUCUCUUCAGGGGAGUUCCAUGGGCAAUCCAGUCUUGCACCCAGAAAAUCUUCCUGGGUGACAUUGAUUGUAAAAUUGUAGUUUAUCUGCAAAGAGUUUCCCGGGGUCUUUCCCUUUGUACUACCUGUCUCAUGAGUUUCUUCCAAGCCAUCAUGAUUACUUUUUGUAGCUCCAAAUGGUUAGAACUCAAAACCAGAGCUACUCAAUAUAUUGUUCCAUCCUGUGUCUUCAUAUGGGUACUUAAUCUGUUGGUAGAUGUGAUUGUGCCUCUGCAUGUGACUGGUCCUAGGAACAGCACAAACAGUAUGCUGAGCAAGAACCUUGGCUAUUGCUCUAUAAACAGGUAUGCCAUGACCACUUUGAAACUUGUGAUUUGGAAGUCACUUUAUGAUGCAGUGUUUGUGGCAUUCAUGGCCAUUACCAGUGGCUACAUGGUGUAUGUUUUGUACAGACACCACAGGAAAGUCCAACAUAUUCGUGACACCCCUAGUGCCUCCCCAGAGAUCAGAGCCACUAAAGCCAUCUUGUUUCUUGUGAGCAUCUUUGUAUUAUUUUAUUCAAUCAGUUCUAUCUUUAUUAUUGUGAUGGAUAAUUCAAAAGAUAAAAACCAGUGGUUGAUAUACAUAUCAGUUUGUUUGACCUUGUGUUAUCCAACAGUCAGUCCCUUUGUUUUAAUCAGUAGUGACUCCCGGAUACCCAGUUGUUGUAAUGCUCUCAAGAGGAUGAAAAUGUCUUACCCACACUCAUCAAGAUCUCAGAACAAACUCAUGUAA